AGAGAGACGUUAUAACGUGUUAUUCUAUUUUUGUCGUUUGUUAGAUAUAUAGCAAGGAUAGAAUAAUGCGUUAGUAUAGCGUGCCCCUCAUUAUCUUUAUUUAUUGCGUCAUAUUGCAAUAGUGUAUACAAGACAUCCAGUGUUUUGUUGCAUUUUCAGUAACCUACAAAUUGUAAAAGUGCUGUGAUCUUGCAGAAUGAAUUUUAUGACUUUAUCUAUAUAAAUGUUUAUCUUUAUUAUUGCACAAAAUUGAUCAAGUGAAACUUAGAGGAUAUUUAUCAUAAUUCUUGGAUAUUAAAAAUAACAAAAAGAUAACAAAAAGACUGAUAUAUCUCUAAAGGAGUUAAUAUGGAAAUGGAAGUAAAGAUUCGAUCAUUUGUAUUCUUUGACUUGGAGACAACUGGUAUAUUUGAAGGAACUGUUGCACCUAAAAUUACAGAAAUGGCUUUGGUUGCUGUUGCCAGAGAGUCAAUACGUCAUAACGAACAGAAUUCCUUGCCAAGGAUCUUACAUAAAUUAAUACUUCCAAUUAAUCCACAGAAAACUAUACCAACGAGAAUACAAUAUAUGACAAAACUAUAUAAUGAUGAUAUGGAGCUACUGAAGCCUUUUGAAUUUGAAAUUUAUGAAUUAAUAGUGGCCUUUCUGAAUCGUCUUAGACCACCAAUUUGUUUUGUAGCACAUAAUGGUGAUAAAUUUGAUUUUCCAGUACUUUUAUCAGAGUUAAAAUGUAUAAAUAAGGUUCUUGAUGACACAAUUUUAUGUAUCGAUACAAUUAAGAUGUUCAAGGACUACUUCAAUAGAGAAAUAGUAAACAAUACUAAGUCAAAUGUAUAUGAGAGAGAAAUUGAUACAUUGCUUGAUGAUGGAUAUGAUGAGUCUUUAUAUGCAGUAUUAGACUCUGUGAUGAUGGAGAAAAAGACUGUAAACCGAAAUGUAGCUACAACAUCUUUGCAAAGGCUUCCUUAUGAAGAAAGAUUUAUUAAAGUUGUUAACAGUAAACAUGAUGUAAGUGAGGAGCAUAACAUUGUCGAUAAUAGUGUGCAAAACUGCAAAAAACAAGAAAAUGAGAAAACACCGACAAGUCAGAUAACGAAAAUAUCGCAAGAUCGUCCAUUCAAAAAGAAUAAUUAUAGAAGGAGAUUAAACUUUGAAUGCAAAAGGAAUCCCCUCAAUUUCAAACUUGCCAGUAUUUAUGAACAUAUGUUCAACUCAAGUUUUGAAGAUGCACAUUCUGCUGAAGCCGAUUGUCUUGCGAUGCUCCGUUGCGUAACUCAGAUCGCUGAUUACUUUCUUACGUGGUCAGAUAAUAAUGCAACUCCAUUCACCCACUGAAAACACAUAGCAAACUUUUUAAUCAAUUAUAGACAAAUCACAAAAAUGUCAAAAGAUAGAUAAUGCAGUAUAAUUGUUAUUUUUGUAUCUAUUUAAGAUACAAAAUGCAUGAAAUUGCAAGUGUUGUUAACUGAUUAUAGAUGUGAGUUAUGUAUUUUAACAAUAUUUUUAUGAUCCGUAUAACUUAGUUAAA
Molecule: messenger RNA, 1528 nt
Organism: Harpegnathos saltator (Jerdon's jumping ant)
Lineage: Eukaryota; Metazoa; Arthropoda; Insecta; Hymenoptera; Formicidae
Exons: 4
Coding region: 349-1335 (328 amino acids)
Biological process (GO): DNA catabolic process
Cellular component (GO): cytoplasm
Molecular function (GO): nucleic acid binding; 3'-5'-DNA exonuclease activity
Source: RefSeq, a predicted model, not a curated record